Messenger RNA from Bolinopsis microptera, 2352 nucleotides. RefSeq lists its product as uncharacterized. NCBI's taxonomy places the organism in Eukaryota, Metazoa, Ctenophora, Tentaculata, Lobata, Bolinopsidae. The record is from RefSeq and is a predicted model, not a curated record. The coding region runs from base 5 to 1006 and encodes 333 amino acids. The transcript has 4 exons.
GAAAAUGGUUACAUUAUUUCUCCUCCUCUGGGGCAUGGUAUCAGCUAGAAUCAAGUCCACAAACCUAAGUUACAGAAUGGUUCAGCAACUUGACGGUAUAAGGAGACUGGUGAAGCUGAACGAGGGAGUGGUGGCUACUUGUAACCUGGUCCUUAUACCACAGCCUGUCAACUACAGGACAGCAGAGGAGAGCUGCAAGAGUUUUGAUAUCGGAAUGGGACCCCAACAAGGACAACUAGUAAAGAUUAAGGGUGAGACGCGGAGCUGGGCCCUGCAACUCCUGAUGGGAGUGGGACUAGAGUUGGAGUCGCAGCCGGAGGUUAUCUGGACCUCCACCAGGUGGGCCUGGACCGGACUGAGGAAGAUACAGAACCAGGUGGGCAAGGUGAAGAAGAGCGCUAGAUACACAGCUGGGGAGUGGCAGUGGGCUGAUGGCACAAUACCUGGACAUUUCAGCAACUGGAGGAGGGAACAACCGGAUCAGAAGAAAGAGAUGCUAGGAAAUAACGGAUGUGACGAGGGUCCGGCCUGCUACGAGCACUUCAUGAGAGUAGACCACCUGGGAGAGUGGGAUGACGCGUUCCAGUUCACAACACACCCCUAUAUAUGUGAGUACCAAGGCAGGUAUGUGGUAUCUGGUGAGAAGAAGAGUUGGGAGGAUGCUAAACUAGAGUGUCAUGAGGCCGGACUUCAGCUCGCUAGGAUCCGAUCUGAUCAAGAUUUGCAGGAGCUGAAGACAGCAGUAGAACACUAUCUGGGACCCCACAACCACAAAUCCGGGGACUACAGCUGGAUCUGGGUAGGAGGACAGAGAAGAAAGAAGAUUGAAGUGGAGUGGGAGUUUUCUGACUGUGAGGAUAUCGAGUGGGACAUCAGAUGGGAGCACGAUACGGAGAUCAACAAGGAGGAGAAAGAUGUCCUGACCAUGUCCAGAUGGGGAACGAUUGAUGCUGAGUUUGAAGAUGGAGAUGAGAGACCUUUUGCUUGCCAGUGCGCUGGCUCUUGAUUUUUAGUACGGACAGAUCAUUUUGAUGGUUGAUACAGCUAUAUAGAUUUAUCGCGGGGAAUGAUUACUAUCAUUCCUGGGAACUCAAUUCGCCUAAAACUGGGGACAUAGAUUCUAACUUUCUUAAUGAUUGGUGGAAAACGAGUAAUUUAAAAUAGUAACGAUGCUGAAUUUUGAACAAAUCUCGGCUAAUCCUUUUUUAGUUUACAAAUUUCUAUUGUAAAUUAUAAUCUUAUCUAUUUAUUCAACACGAAUUUCCCCAACUGCUGACUAAUUAUUCUGUAAUUUACCAAUAUUCAGCAUCCGGCAUGCAAACCUUUUGCUAGUAAUAGUAUAAAGAAUAGAAUAGAGAAUACACUAACCGAUUGUAUUGGACGCAGUUUUCCAAAGUCUCUGAGUGCCAGGAUAUUUGGCCGGGAACGGUUCUUUCCUCUUCCAAGAAGAGGACUUGAAGUGAGGCGUUAUAUGGCGUCCUGUACGUAGUGUUAUUUAGUGAACCCAAUUGUUGUAAACAAGUGUCAUCAAGCAUUCCAAAAAGUCUGAUCACCCUUUUCGCCAUCGAAAUGGCGUAAAGAAGAUCAACAGAAAUCAAAUCAUUUCAAAAAAUUGUCAAAUCGCUCACCAGUAAUCAUAAGAACAGAAGAAAACCCACUGUCGUCCAAUAUUUGUCUGAAAUCUGAGGGCUCUACGUAGCUGAAAAUAAAAUAUGUUUACAGUAAUUAACAGCACGUAAUUAACAGCACGUUACUACGUGGUAAUUAACAGCACGUUACUACGUGGUAAUUAACAGCACGUUACUACGUGGUAAUUAACAGUGCACGUUACUACGUGGUAAUUAACAGCACGUUACUACGUGGUAAUUAACAGCACGUUACUACGUGGUAAUUAACAGUACGUUACUACGUGGUAAUUAACAGCACGUUACUACGUGGUAAUUAACAGCACGUUACUACGUGGUAAUUACCAGUACGUUACUACGUGGUAAUUAACAGCACGUUACUACGUGACUUUCUUUAUGAAGAUGAAUGGUGUAUUGCACGUGUAUUCUCUUCACCAUGUAAACCGCCAGAUUGAUCUGACUCUUAAACUGGCCCUCAGUGAAAUAAGAAACUACUAAAUCUACACAUGGGCUCGAGGAACUGCUAAGUGCUUCUUUACAGCUCUUACAUCUCAGGCUACAAAUUACUCAGUGUUAUAGUUAAAGCACCUUCCUCACCUAUCUGGUGUAGACAGGUCCUCCACAAUGUGUAGUUUAUCGUAUCUGUAUUUUAUAGAUAACAGAGCCCUGAGUCCAACCUCACGUAGCUUCUUGGGUACCAUUCCUAGGAGAGACUCAAUCUCAACUC